Molecule: messenger RNA, 2070 nt
Organism: Microdochium trichocladiopsis
Lineage: Eukaryota; Fungi; Ascomycota; Sordariomycetes; Xylariales; Microdochiaceae
Exons: 2
Coding region: 1-2070 (689 amino acids)
Biological process (GO): SRP-dependent cotranslational protein targeting to membrane
Cellular component (GO): signal recognition particle, endoplasmic reticulum targeting
Molecular function (GO): 7S RNA binding; protein binding; ribosome binding
Source: RefSeq, a predicted model, not a curated record
AUGUCAGAACCCACGGCAGCGCUCGCCAAGCUGCUCGGCGCAUCCUCGAUCGACGACCACGACGAGGCCCUCAAGAUUGCCAACGCCGCCAUCAAGGCCUCCAAGGGCGCCGACAUCAACGCCCAGCACACCCGUGUUGUCGCCCUGCUCAAGCUCGACCGCUUUGAAGAUGCGCUGCGGGCCAUUUCCGACGCCGGCAGCGCCCUCGAGAGCCAGGCCUCCCUCGAAAAGGCCUACGCCUUGUACAAGACUGGCCAGCAUGAGGAGGCCGACAAGGCUCUGCGCAGCGGCGGCACCGGCGCCAAACCGCGCGCCUCGACGCACCUGUCUGCCCAGAUCGCCUACCGGGCAGAACGCUUCGACGACGCGGCCAACCUGUACCGCGAGCUCGAGCAGAACCACAGCCACGAGGGCGCCGAGGGCGAGGACAACGACAUCAAGAUCAACCGGCUCGCCACCCACGCACAGCUCGAGUGGAGCGGCCGGGGGGAGCUGCUGGACGAGAGCCAGAAGCAGCCCGCGCGGGAGGACCUGGAGGCCUUUGAGACGGCUUUCAACUCGGCCUGUGGCUGCAUCGCCCGCGGCGAUCUGAGCAAGGCAUCGGUCCUGCUCAAGCGCGCAAGAGACCUGUGCGAGGCCAGCGAGGAUCUCUCGGACCAGGAAAAGAAGUCUGAGCUGCUGCCCAUCAUCAUCCAGCACGCCUAUGUGCUUACGAGGCUGGGCAAGGAGACCGAGGCGGCGGCACUGCAGAAGUCGAUAGAGCUUACAGACAUCACCGAGGCGCCUACCAAGGCCGUCGCCAGCAACAACCAGGUGGCUAUAGGGGGCGAGGCCAAGAACCCUUAUGUGACGCAGCGCCUGACAGAGUCUGCCACGACGCUGGCCGGCAACGACAAGCUCUUUGAGUAUCAAGCUGCCGCGCUGCGCCGCAACAAAUAUGCUCUGGACCUGCAAUGCCAGAAGUUUGACGGCGUACAGCGCGCGGCCACAAAGACGAUACUAUCCGCCACCGACUCGCCGGCCUCGCCCGAGAUCGCGGGCCUAGGUGUCAUUAGCGCCGCCGCGAAAGCCCGCCUGCAGACCGGCAAGGCUGCUCUGCACGAGAUCCUCCCCGUCCUGGAGAAGAGACCAACGGACAUUGGCCUGCUCCUGACCAUCAUCCAGCUCUACGUACAGACCUCGAACCCGGGCCCAGCGCUCGACCUCCUAGACGCUUUCCUAAAGCGCCUCGAGGCCUCUACGGCGCCCGGCCACGAGGAUGCGCGCUUCGCCCCGGGACUCGUCGCCGUUGCCGUCGCGCUCUACAGGCUGCAGGGCCGCCAGGGCGCGAUCCGCAACGAGUUGGCCAAGGCGUCGACGCACUGGCGCUCGAAACCCAAGGACGCCGCGUCGUCGCUGCUACGCGAGGCCGGCGUGGAACUCCUCAAGUCGUCCGACCCGGCACACGUCGCCUCGGCGGGCGCCACGUUUGAGAACCUCGUGUCCAGCAGCAGCAAGAACGACCCGCUCGCCGUGGCCGGUCUCGUCGCCUCCUUCGCGACAACCGACUACGCCAAGGUCGAGCCGUACCUGCAGUCCCUGACGCCCGUCGAGCGGCUCAUCUCGGGCGUCGACGUCGACGCCCUGCUCAGCGCCGGCGUGGCCACGGUGCCAGUCUCAUCCGGCAAUGCCGCCGCCGCCGCCAGUGGCAGCAAGAAGCGCCCUGCCGCCGACACCGCCGACGUUCCAAACAAGGCCGCCGCCAACAAGACCAAGAAGCGCAGGAUCCGCCUGCCAAAGGACUACGUCGAGGGCAUGCCCAAGCCGGACCCGGAGCGCUGGCUGCCCCUGCGGGACCGCAGCACGUACCGGCCCAAGGGCAAGAAGGGCAAGAAGCGCGCCCAGGAUUCCACCCAGGGCGGCGCCGUCAAGGACGAGGGCGAGACGCUCGAGCUCGCCGGCGGGGCGGGGCACGUCAAGGUCGUCGAGAGCGGAAGCGGCGGAAGCGGUUCCGGGGCCGGAGGUGGCGGUGGUGGUGGUGGUGGUGGUGGAGGAGGCAAGAAGGGCAACAAGAAGAAGGGCAAGAGGUAG